CACCAAGUCCGCCCCGCCCUCCGCUCGGCUCUCUCCUUUAGCAUUAGCACGUUAGCUUGCGGAAGCUGCCAGUCUUUCACCGGCCGGCCCUAGUCCGCCUUCUCGCCCGCAAGGAAGUCGGUGGACGGCCGCCCCUCUGUGAGUCAGUCUCGGAAGAAGCUGUGGGACAUGGCCAGACCCGAGCAAGUCCUGCUGCUGGAGCCGCAACACGAACUCCGCUUCCGAGGUCCCUUCACAGACGUGGUGACGUCCACUCUGAAGCUGACCAACCCCACAGACAGAAACGUGUGCUUCAAAGUGAGGACCACGGCCCCCCGCAGAUACUGUGUGCGCCCCAACAAUGGCAUCCUGGAUGCUGGCACCUCCAUCCUUCUUUCUGUCAUGCUGCAGCCUUUCGACUAUGACCCCAAGGAGAAGAGCAAACACAAAUUCAUGGUCCUGUCCAUGCUGGCUCCUCACGACAUGACGGACAUGGAGGGGGUGUGGAAGGAUGCCAAGCCAGAGGAGCUGAUGGACUCCAGGUUGAGAUGUGCCUUUGACAUGCCGCUAGAUAAUGCCAAAACUUGUUGUGCCUUGCAGCAUGAGGACCCUGACCACACGGUGCUUAGUAGCUCCCUGCCAAAGUCUGCCAGCUCCUCGUUGGACGAGGCGGAGGGCAAGAAGGUGAUGGAUGAGUGCAGGCGGCUGCAGGCGGAGGUGCACAGGCUCAGGGAAGAGAACAGACGCAUCCGGGAGAACGAUGGGCUCCGGAAGAGGACGACCACCUCAGUGGCCCCGCCCCUUGACUCCUCCUCCAUCAUGGCGGCCAGGGAGGGGGGGCUGCUGAGCGGUGGUGUGUUGGCACUGUGUGUCCUCCUCUUUGUGCUGGGAGUCAUCCUGGGGAAACUCAUCCUCUAGACUUCAGCUCCUCCAUCUUGUCAUCAUGCUGGAAGGAUGGAGAUGAAGUGUGAAUGUUGACAAGGAUGCACACUCUCACACACACACACACACACACAUAUAUACACACACACACAUAUAUACACACACACGCACUCAUCCUCUCUGAUUCAAAGAUGACUUUUUUUUUCCCUGACUGCACUUUUUCUAGCGAUGUUCCUGAGCAGUGAACUUCAAGUCAUGACUUGGAUGCAAAAUGCUACUUUAAACAUCAUCAUCAUCAUGAUGAUGAUGAUGAUGAUGAUGAUGAUGAGAGGUGUGUUUCUACUCACUGUACAACCACAAUGUUUAUGAUAAACAUCACAUCUGGCUUCUA
This is a messenger RNA of Nerophis ophidion (straightnose pipefish), 1252 nucleotides long. Its product is annotated as vesicle-associated membrane protein-associated protein B/C-like. Bases 169 to 897 code for a protein of 242 amino acids. Gene Ontology annotation, molecular function: FFAT motif binding. The transcript is spliced from 6 exons. Gene Ontology annotation, biological process: endoplasmic reticulum membrane organization. NCBI's taxonomy places the organism in Eukaryota, Metazoa, Chordata, Actinopteri, Syngnathiformes, Syngnathidae. The record is from RefSeq and is a predicted model, not a curated record. Gene Ontology annotation, cellular component: plasma membrane; endoplasmic reticulum membrane.